Cucurbitaria berberidis CBS 394.84 is the source of this 1872-nucleotide messenger RNA. Its product is annotated as tyrosine-protein phosphatase CDC14. Gene Ontology annotation, biological process: regulation of exit from mitosis; protein dephosphorylation; positive regulation of cytokinesis. The record is from RefSeq and is a predicted model, not a curated record. NCBI's taxonomy places the organism in Eukaryota, Fungi, Ascomycota, Dothideomycetes, Pleosporales, Cucurbitariaceae. Gene Ontology annotation, molecular function: protein serine/threonine phosphatase activity; protein tyrosine/serine/threonine phosphatase activity. Bases 1 to 1872 code for a protein of 623 amino acids. Gene Ontology annotation, cellular component: mitotic spindle; mitotic spindle midzone; centrosome. The transcript is spliced from 4 exons.
AUGCCUCGCGCGACCACUACCAGCUACGGCCAAGUCAUCGAGUACAUACAAGACCGACUAUAUCUUGCAUCGUAUACCCAUACGCCCGAUGCGAGCACGCCGUUCCCCUACCCCAAGCAGAGCCAGUCGCCUUCAAAGCGGUCGUCGAGGGCGCAAGUCGGUCCAACUGCAGCUGGGUCCAAGGCGCAUCCGCCAGUUUACUUCAGCAUCGACAAGACUCUCCUGUACAAUGCCUUCCACGGCGACUUCGGUCCACUACACAUUGGUCACUUGUACCGGUUCGCUGUUCAGCUGCACGAGGUGUUAGGCGAUCCCGCAAAUGAGGACAGAGCAGUCGUCUUUUGGAGCAGUGCGGACUCGAGGAGCCGCGCCAAUGCUGCAUGCAUUUUGGCAUGCUACAUGGUACUCAUCCAGUCAUGGCCGCCUCACCUUGCCUUGGCGCCCAUUGCGCAGAUGGACCCGCCAUGCAUGCCCUUUCGCGAUGCAGGCUACAGCCAGGCAGACUACGUCCUGAACAUUCAAGAUGUAAUCUACGGUGUGUGGAAAGCUAAAGAAGAGGGACUUUGCGGGCUUAAAGACUUCAGUCUGGAAGAAUACGAGAAGUUCGAACGCGUAGACAUGGGUGACUUCAACUGGGUCACUCCCAACUUCCUUGCUUUCGCCUCGCCACAGCAACAACCGACCCACGAGAUCCCAGCGAGUUCACCAAUGUACUCGACGCUUCCUUCGAACAUCUCUGAGAUUCAACGGUCAGGGCUUCCUGGACCCUUUAAGAACGUUCUUUCUCACUUUUGCGCACGAAACGUUGGUCUCGUUGUGCGACUGAACUCGGAGCUCUACUCCUCCUCUUAUUUCACCAAACUCGGAAUCCAGCACUUGAACAUGAUCUUCGAUGAUGGUACCUGCCCGCCUUUAUCACUCGUGCGAACUUUUAUCAAUCUUGCGCAUGAGAUGAUCACAGUGCGCAAGAAGGGCAUCGCUGUUCAUUGCAAAGCUGGACUUGGCCGAACUGGCUGUCUCAUUGGAGCUUAUCUAAUCUAUAAGCAUGCCUUCACCGCCAACGAGAUCAUCGCCUACAUGCGCUUUAUGCGUCCUGGAAUGGUAGUCGGACCCCAGCAGCACUGGCUUCAUCUUAACCAAGCCACCUUCCGCGAGUGGUGGCACGAGGACACAAUGAAGGCGAAGUAUGCCGAGGCGAUGCCUUCCACGCCAACAAAAUCCCCACAGAAGCAGCGCAUGGCAAGCAACGGUCAAACCUUCACGCCGCCAAAUGGCUCACAGAAGCGUGCCGCGCUCGGUGAGAUCGAAUCGAAUGAGAGAAGCAAUGCCGCGCACUCGAACAUUGGUGUGCAAGAGGACAACCUCCCCGUGCCAACGCCAGGCCAGCCGCGAAAGACUAGCAAGCUCUACGGCAACAGCACGCGACAACCUCCCCAGCGAAUCGAUGAGAACGAGCCUUUCACCAAGUCGCAUACCGAUGUCAGGGCCGAAAUCACUCGCUUCGAUGGCGAGUCAGACGAAGAAUACCACCUACGCCGGAUCGCGCGAAGAACUUCAUCCCGCUCGCCAGCACGUUCACCAGCUACGAAAGAGAAACAGCGCCGCGCGUUCAGCACAACGUCUGUUAUUCAGACCUCCGUAACCCAUACUUCGUUCGGGUUUGGUGAUGAGAGCGACCUCGAGAACACCGCACCGGCCGGAGCUCGGCCGAAGACCCCAAGGGAGAAGAGCGGUAGCGGGAACGGCAGCAUCAGCGUAGGCAAGAUCCGUUCCAGCCCUGCACGACGAAGCACAGAGGGCAAGACUGGUGUGCGAAAGACAAGUGGACGGGUCGGAAGUGUUGGCAACUCCAUAAGUCGCCCGAAGUCGUAG